Molecule: messenger RNA, 1098 nt
Organism: Chanos chanos (milkfish)
Lineage: Eukaryota; Metazoa; Chordata; Actinopteri; Gonorynchiformes; Chanidae
Gene: dnajb5
Product: DnaJ heat shock protein family (Hsp40) member B5
Exons: 3
Coding region: 16-1098 (360 amino acids)
Cellular component (GO): cytosol
Molecular function (GO): protein-folding chaperone binding
Source: RefSeq, a predicted model, not a curated record
CUGUUGGUGAGAGCUAUGGGGAAGGAUUACUACAAAAUCCUUGGCAUCCAGUCAGGUGCCAACGAGGACGAGAUUAAAAAAGCCUACAGGAAAAUGGCCCUCCGAUUUCACCCAGACAAAAACAAGGACCCCAACGCGGAGGAAAAAUUUAAAGAGAUUGCAGAAGCUUACGAGGUUCUGAGCGACCCGAAAAAGAGGGUGAUUUAUGACCAGUAUGGAGAGGAUGGUCUCAAAACUGGUGGAAGUGGUUCUUCAGGGGGACAGGGCAGCACAUACCACUACACCUUCCACGGGGACCCACACGCCACCUUCGCCUCUUUCUUCGGUGGCUCUAACCCCUUCGACAUUUUCUUCGGAUCAAGCCGCUCCAGAGGGACCACCAACGGUUUUGGCGAUCACGGCGACCAUGAUAUGGACAUUGACAUGGACGGAGAUGACGACCCGUUCAGCUCCUUUGGUCAUUUUGGCUUCAACGGCCUUAACGGCUUCCACCAUGGCAUGGGUCGCCGACAUCACACGGAAUCUCUCCACAGCAGCAGGAGGAGGGUGCAGGAUCCUCCGGUGAUUCACGAGCUGAAAGUCUCUCUGGAGGAGAUAUUCCACGGGUGCACCAAACGCAUGCGGAUCACCCGCCGCCGACUCAAUCCGGACGGCCGGACUAUGCGGACUGAAGACAAGAUCCUGAACAUCGUCAUUAAGAGAGGUUGGAAAGAGGGGACCAAGAUCACUUUCCCGAAGGAGGGCGACGAGACACCCGAGAACAUUCCGGCAGAUAUCGCGUUUGUGCUGAAGGAUAAAGGACACCCUCACUUCAGGAGAGACGGAUCCAACAUCAUCUACACUGCCAAGAUCAGUCUUAAGGAGGCUCUGUGUGGCUGUACGGUGAACAUCCCCACCAUUGACAACCGCGUUAUUCCUCUUCCCUGUAACGACGUCAUCAAACCCAGUACGAUUAAGAGACUGCGUGGGGAGGGGCUCCCCUUCCCCAAAAACCCCUCCCAACGCGGGGACUUGAUAGUGGAGUUCCAGGUACGCUUCCCAGACCGGAUACCCCCUCAGUCCCGCGAGAUCAUCAAACAGCAUCUGCCACAGUCUUAG